UAAUCUAUUAAGUUAUAAUGAGAUUCCAAAUUGAAGAAGUUAAACUAAGAAAAAUCAAAUAACAUAAUGAAACUUUUAACAGGCUCUCAUCAAUCGCCAAAUAAACGAAAAUUUCAAAAGUAUUUGAUUAAGUUUAAAACAUCGAUUUGUGUUUUACUUUAUAUUGCCGGAAUUGUAUACUUUUGUUCGCUUGCUCAUCCAUCACGAAAUAAUGCAACAUAUUUUUCCGAAAAUGCACUUUUGCCGGGUUUGGUAAAUUCUGAAAUGCGCAUGGAGCAUACACAUUUUGCUGUUAAAUUGUAUGAUGAUUUGGAGCGUGAACGAGAAAAACACAAAAAUACCAUACCUACGGCAUGGAUACUUGCGAAAUUCAGACAAAUCGGACUCGAAGCAUAUGUUCACAAUUUCACACUGAAUUACCCACUGGGCGGUGGACGUUCUUUUAGUGGUAAAAAUGUGUAUGGCAUUCUUCGAGCUCCACGAAUCGGUUCAACCGAAGCCAUCGUAAUAUCUGCAGCAUACCGAACACCAGAAUCAAUUCAUCCCGUCGUUAUGGCCAGUGUGCCGGUUUUAAUGUCUUUUGCAAAUUUUGCACGAAGACAAAAAUACUGGGCUAAAGAUAUCAUUUUCCUUGUGACAGAUCAAGAGCAAUUGGGAAUGCAAGCUUGGCUCGAAGCGUAUCAUAAUUCAGAUGUAUUGGAUUCAAGUUCGAUUUUAAAUUGUGGAAAUUUGGAGGCUCGGGCCGGUUCAAUACAAGCAGCAAUCAAUUUGGAAUUGCAAUCUUUUGAUUUGAAUUACAUUGACGUUAAAAUCGAAGGAUUGAAUGGUCAACUCCCCAAUCUUGAUUUAGUUAAUCUUGUUCAACGAAUUGCAGCAAAAGAAGGUUUCAUCAGUGGUCAUCGACAAUCAUCAAACAUUAAACGAAGCGGAGCCAAGAGCACAUGGGAAGAAAACUUUCAGCACAUGAUGUCGAUGGUGCUAACAAAAUCAACUGGGGUUGCAAACGGAAAUCAUGGCUUAUUUUACCGUUAUGCCAUUGAAGCAGUUACACUCGAAGGACACGCAAGAGAGCAAACAAACUAUCAACGACGAUCAAAUGGAGCAACGUCCAUCCUGAGAUUGAUCGAAGGAAUUACCCGUAGUGUCAAUAACUUGCUUGAACGUUUUCACCAAAGUUUCUUCUUCUACUUACUCGUGGCUAGCGACCGGUUUGUUUCGAUUGGAGACUACAUGCCCAGCUUGGGAUUGCUAGUUUCUGCGCUAUUGAUUAAAGCAUUUAUAACUUGGCUGAAUAUUAAUCAAAAAUCAAUUGUGGUUGACAAUGAAGAACGUAACGAAGACGAAGACAAAUCAAUACUUGACAAAGACGAUACCGAUCCAAAUGAGAAUGAUCUCAAAUUUAUUUCGGUUGCUAAAUUUUUGAUUAUCGCCCAUAUUUUCGGUGUCUUAGCAGCUUACCUACCAUUCAUUGGUUCACUUGAUUCAGCUUUCCAUCAAUACGGCAUUAAAACUGAAGUCCAUUUGUUCUUUACACUUUUGGUUUUAUCAUUAGUUAGUCUAACGGUACCACAAUUCUUCUCAUUUAGUGUGAAUAAUAUCGAGUUACUUCACGUUGCCAUUUUGCUGGAAGCAUCGACUGCAUUAAUCAUUGUUGGCAUGUUGAAUUUCUCCCUUGGAUUCCUUCUAUCCGCAUUCUUUGUGCCAUUUGCACUAUUCAUCAAUCCAAAAUCAGGCCUCUUAAGACGCAGACUUUCGCAAUUCAUGUGUCUCUUUAUGAAUCCUUUGAUGGCCGUAUACUUGAUAGUGUUCAUGCUAACAUGGUGGUCAUUUGGUGAACUCUCAAUCAUAGCACUCGCCAAACGAGCUUUCACGGCAACAUUGGAUGCUAUUACAUUUUCGAUUGUUGAUUCCAUCAUCUACAGCAAUUGGCUUUAUCCGCUGGUGUCGUUGAUAUUGUUCCCAAUUUGGAUAACAUAUUUUGGAAUUGUUUCCAUCAAACAGCAAUCAGAUCAUUCCAAAGAAAAGAAAUUGAAUUAAUCCAAUAUUUGAUUAGUACUUGUUCUGAUUUUGAACUAUGAAUAAAAGAAUAAAGUUAUGUUGAAACACA
Messenger RNA from Contarinia nasturtii (swede midge), 2107 nucleotides. It is a transcript of the gene GAA1, whose product is annotated as glycosylphosphatidylinositol anchor attachment 1 protein. Gene Ontology annotation, cellular component: membrane; GPI-anchor transamidase complex. The transcript has 7 exons. Gene Ontology annotation, biological process: attachment of GPI anchor to protein. Bases 67 to 2037 code for a protein of 656 amino acids. NCBI's taxonomy places the organism in Eukaryota, Metazoa, Arthropoda, Insecta, Diptera, Cecidomyiidae. The record is from RefSeq and is a predicted model, not a curated record.